Aspergillus ochraceoroseus IBT 24754 is the source of this 1692-nucleotide messenger RNA. RefSeq lists its product as uncharacterized. Gene Ontology annotation, molecular function: serine-type carboxypeptidase activity. NCBI's taxonomy places the organism in Eukaryota, Fungi, Ascomycota, Eurotiomycetes, Eurotiales, Aspergillaceae. Gene Ontology annotation, cellular component: fungal-type vacuole. The record is from RefSeq and is a predicted model, not a curated record. Gene Ontology annotation, biological process: proteolysis. Bases 1 to 1692 code for a protein of 563 amino acids. The transcript is spliced from 4 exons.
AUGCGGUCUUUCGUGCUUGUCUCGUUGUUCGGGUGCUUCUCAGCAACAACAUGGGGGCAAUUCGUCGAGAUCCCAACCAAUUUCACCAAUACCAAGGGAUACCUCGAUAUCCCCGUUCGCUACAAGGAAGUUCCUACUGGAAUUUGUGAGACGGAUCCUAGCGUGAAGAGCUUCUCCGGCUACGUUGACGUCGCCGAGCACGAGCAUAUUUUCUUCUGGUUCUUCGAGGCGCGGAAUCAGGAUCCAAAGCAUGCCCCAUUGACUGUCUGGAUUAAUGGAGGUCCUGGUUCUUCCUCCAUGAUUGGCCUGUUUCAAGAAAAUGGCCCUUGUGGAAUCGACUCCAAUGGUUCCAUAUACAACAAUCCUCACUCCUGGUCCAAUCCCGUCCAAACCGGCUUCUCGUAUAGCAUUCCUGUCCCGGGCUAUGUUGAUUCCUCCACGGACGAUGUUAUUACUUUACCGUCAACAACCUGCCCCGACUACGCGUCUGACCUCUCGUGCGGGACGUACUCGUAUCCUAAUGUCAGUCUGACGGCUAAUUCGACUGAUAACGCAGCGCCCAAUUUCUACCGUACCCUACAGGGCUUUAUGGGGGCCUUCCCGCAGUACUCCAGAGAGGAAUUUCACUUUACCACUGAGAGUUACGGGGGACAUUAUGGUCCGGUUUUUGACGAGUAUAUCGAGCAGCAGAAUGCAAACCUCCCUCAUGGCGCUAAAAAGGUCAAGUUGAGAAGCGUGAUGAUUGGCAAUGGCUGGUAUGACCCGCUUAUUCAAUACCAGGCGUAUUAUAAUUUCACGGGCUCACAGGUCUACCCGGGGAAUACGUACGACUACCUGCCUUUUAACGAGUCUAUAAGCUCCAUGCUGUAUAACAACUUAUAUGGCCCCGGAAACUGCGUUUCUCAGCUGCUGGACUGCGCAGCUCGAGGAACUAAUGAAAUCUGCAGCACGGCCGACUCGUUCUGUGCUAACCUGGUCGAGAACGUCUAUGACACCUACCUUGGCCGGGAUGAAUAUGACUUCCGCGAGCUCACUCCGGACCCAUUCCCUUACUCAUUUUACAUUAACUAUCUCAAUCAACCCUCAGUACAGGCUGCAAUCGGCGCCUAUGUUAACUACACCGAAAGCAACAAUGCCGUAUACCUGGCUUUCUCGUCCACUGGCGAUGAUGGCCGCCUCAUGCGUACUACGGAAGACAUUGCCAAGCUUGUUGAUCAAGGUGUAACCGUCGUCAUGUACGCGGGAGAUGCCGAUUACAAUUGUAAUUGGCUUGGUGGUGAGGCCGUGUCCAUCGAAGUCGGGGCGCCACACUUCAGCAGCGCGGGUUAUACGGACAUCAUCACCUCCGAUGGCAUCGUACAUGGGCAGGUUCGACAAUCCGGCCGGUUUGCGUUCGUCAGAGUGUACGAAAGUGGCCAUGAAGUGCCAUUCUACCAGCCAGUUCUUGCCCUGGAGCUCCUUGAGCGCGUUAUUUAUGGGAAAGAUGUUGCUACCGGUAAACUCUCCGUGCGACCUGGAUAUCAAACAAUUGGAACCCCAAAAAGCACUUAUCGAGAAGGGAAUAGUACCCUGCAAUGGGAAGUGACAAACUCGUUGGCAACCUAUAAUACCACCACAAAUGCGCCCAACCCGACAAGCAGAAAGUCCAAGAGAGCAGGAUUGAAGAACGCUGCACUGCGGUUUAGAAUGUAA